AUGAAAGUUCGUCAAAAGUUGACGGAGGAUUCAAGUCGAUUGGUCGAAGGACAUGGGGCUCACGUUCGUUAGCUUGUACAAGAACAAGGAGAUUCUGUGGAACACAGGGUUCAGGGUUUUCCGCUGAACUCUGAGUACCAUCAGAAAAGUAGGCGAAACGAUGUUUGGCACGAGCUGUCGUUAAGGGUUAAAAAACCGAUGACCACGUUCGAGUGCAAGAGAAAAAUGGACACUAUCCUUUCCUCGUUUAGGGAACGGAUAAAACUGAGAAAGAUGAGCGAAAUGGCCGUGGGAGACUCCAACAGUCCUCGAGGAUCAACGUGGUUUCUUUACAAUUCGUUAACUUUCCUCAAUGAAAAAGACUUUUUCCGUGCCAAUAAAUCUGUCGUAAGUAUUUCGAGACCCAGCCACGAAUGUAUUAUACACGAAACCAUAACGAAAAUCCUUCCCCAUAAUGACCCUAUAAUUUGAGAGAUCAGAUCAUCGAUCCAUACAAGUAUAUAUCUAAAUGUCGAGCCAGAUCGCGAAAUCGUCGAUAGACGGAGAAAAGAAUUUGGCGACUGAUAAAUAAUUCGUACUUCUCCAUCAUGCAAAGCGAGCAGACAGCAGUCGGAGAACGAACGAAUUUCUAACGUGAUGGGAGCACACCGAGCGAAGACGGGAUGUUCGUGGCGAACAAGCUGA
Molecule: messenger RNA, 684 nt
Organism: Heterotrigona itama
Lineage: Eukaryota; Metazoa; Arthropoda; Insecta; Hymenoptera; Apidae
Source: the annotation of a GenBank genome assembly